AUGCAUACUAUUAGGUACUUUGAUGGAAAAACGUACAAGUGGGUUGGGAUAAGCCGUCAGCCUAAUAUUAUUGGAAAAGUCAAAAGAACAUUAGAACAAUUUACACCAGCUCAGUGGGACAAAGAUGAGUGGCAUCCCCUGCUUGGUCCAUGGUGUUUCAUUCAAGUUGAUAUUGUGGUGGCUAAUAGCAAUUCCUACAAUCCGCGAGUACAACUCAUAUCUUCAAGACAGAGCUUCUCAUUUGCAUCAAGUUUGGACUUGGAAAGAGGAAUCAACAUGCUUUUUGUGCUGGGUGGGAACAGAACUCAUGCUGGGGCAAAUGUAAUUCACAAAGAGUGCUGUAGAAGAGGGGUAAAGGUGGCUGUUGUUGGCGUCCCCAAAACUAUAGACAAUGAUAUUUUGCUGAUGGACAAAACUUUUGGGUUUGACACUGUUGUUGAGGAAGCACAACGAGCCAUUAAUUCAGCUUACAUCGAGGCACAUAGUGCAUACCAUGGUAUAGGAAUUGCAAAGUUGAUGGGUCGUAGCAGUGGAUUUAUUACUAUGCAUGCAUCCCUGGCUAGUGGACAAAUCGAUAUAUGCUUGAUACCAGAGGUACCUUUCCAUUUACAUGGUCCUCAUGGUGUUUUGCGGCAUCUGAAAUACCUCAUUGAGACAAAAGGAUCAGCAAUGGUCUGUGUUGCUGAGGGAGCAGGGCAGAAACUGUGAAGCUAUAUGAAACAGUUGGAAUGGGAAAUGGAGAGAACGAGCCAAAGCAAGAGUGAGAGUUGGAGGAUGUUAUAGUAGACAAUACUCUCCAAGUUUCUUGUUAUAGUAACUUUUCAAUAUGUUGAAUAUUUAAGAAUACUUAAAUACUUAAAGAACAUU
Messenger RNA from Humulus lupulus (European hop), 867 nucleotides. Its product is annotated as ATP-dependent 6-phosphofructokinase 5, chloroplastic-like. Gene Ontology annotation, cellular component: cytoplasm. Gene Ontology annotation, biological process: fructose 6-phosphate metabolic process; phosphatidylserine biosynthetic process; glycolytic process. NCBI's taxonomy places the organism in Eukaryota, Viridiplantae, Streptophyta, Magnoliopsida, Rosales, Cannabaceae. Gene Ontology annotation, molecular function: L-serine-phosphatidylethanolamine phosphatidyltransferase activity; 6-phosphofructokinase activity. The coding region runs from base 1 to 708 and encodes 235 amino acids. The record is from RefSeq and is a predicted model, not a curated record. The transcript is spliced from 9 exons.